This is a messenger RNA of Bufo bufo (common toad), 9174 nucleotides long. RefSeq lists its product as uncharacterized. The transcript is spliced from 11 exons. Gene Ontology annotation, molecular function: DNA-binding transcription factor activity, RNA polymerase II-specific; RNA polymerase II cis-regulatory region sequence-specific DNA binding. The record is from RefSeq and is a predicted model, not a curated record. Lineage: Eukaryota; Metazoa; Chordata; Amphibia; Anura; Bufonidae. Gene Ontology annotation, biological process: regulation of DNA-templated transcription.
CGCUCUUCAGGAGAAAACCUCAUUACUCUUAAUGUACAUCCAGGACUUCACAGUACAGAUCUGUCAUAUAAUCCUCCUAAUUAUGAGGAACCUUCUCCGGACCAAUCACAGAUUGUUACCGCAAGUACAGGUCAGAAAAGGAUUAAAAUGUUUCAUUGUGGUAAAGAAUCCACAAACAGCUCAGGACUUUCUACACACCGAAGACGUCGCAAAGGAGAGAAAAUGUAUUCAUGUUCAGAAUGUGGAAAAUGUUUUACACGGAAAUCAUAUCUUGUUACACAUGAGAGAAUUCACACUGGGGAAAAGCCGUAUUCAUGUUCAGAAUGUGGGAAAUGUUUUACACAGAAAUCAGAUCUUGUUAUACAUGAAAAAUGUCACACAGGAGAGAAACCAUAUUCAUGUUCAGAUUGUGGGAAAUGUUUUACACAUAAAUCCAAUCUUGUUACACAUGAGAGAAUUCACACUGGGGAAAAGCCGUAUUCAUGUUCAGAAUGUGGGAAAUGUUUUACACAGAAAUCAAGUCUUGUUAUACAUGAAAAAUGUCACACAGGAGAGAAGCCAUAUUCAUGUUCAGAAUGUGGGAAAUAUUUUACACGGAAAUCAGAUCUUGUUAUACAUGACAAAUGUCACACAGGAGAGAAACCAUAUUCAUGUUCAGAAUGUGGGAAAUGUUUUACACAGAAAUCCAAUCUUGUUACACAUGAGAGAAUUCACACUGGGGAAAAGCCGUAUUCAUGUUCAGAAUGUGGGAAAUGUUUUACACAGAAAUCAGAUCUUGUUAUACAUGAAAAAUGUCACACAGGAGAGAAACCAUAUUCAUGUUCAGAAUGUGGGAAAUGUUUUACACAUAAAUCCAAUCUUGUUACACAUGAGAGAAUUCACACUGGGGAAAAGCCGUAUUCAUGUUCAGAAUGUGGGAAAUGUUUUACACAGAAAUCAGGUCUUGUUAUACAUGAAAAAUGUCACACAGGAGAGAAGCCAUAUUCAUGUUCAGAAUGUGGGAAAUGUUUUACACGGAAAUCAUAUCUUGUUAUACAUGAGAGAAGUCAUACAGGAGAGAAGCCGUAUUCAUGUUCAGAAUGUGGGAAAUGUUUUAGACAGAAAUCAGAUCUUGUUAUACAUGUAAAAUGUCACACAGUAGAGAAAUCAUAUUCAUGUUCAGAAUGUGGGAAAUGUUUUACACAGAAAUCCAAUCUUGUUACACAUGAGAGAAUUCACACUGGGGAAAAGCCGUAUUCAUGUUCAGAAUGUGGGAAAUGUUUUACACGGAAAGCAGAUCUUGUUUACCAUGAGAGAAUUCACACUGGGGAAAAGCCGUAUUCAUGUUCAAAAUGUGGGAAAUGUUAUACACAAAAAUCGGAUCUUGUUUACCAUGAGAGAAUUCACACUGGGGAAAAGCCGUAUUCAUGUUCAGAAUGUGGGAAAUGUUUUACACAGAAAUCAGACCUUGUUAAACAUAAGAGAAUUCACACUGGGGAAAAGCCGUAUUCAUGUUCAGAAUGUGGGAAAUGUUUUACACAGAAAUCAGAUCUUGUUAAACAUGAAAGACGUCACACAGGAGAGAAGCCAUAUUCAUGUUCAGAAUGUGGGAAACGUUUUUCAGAUAAAUCAAGACUUUCUACACACCGAAGACGUCACAAAGGAGAGAAAAUGUAUUCAUGUUCAGAAUGUGGGAAAUGUUUUACACGGAAAUCACAUCUUGUUGAACAUGAGAGAAUUCACACAGGAGAGAAGCCAUAUUCAUGUUCAGAAUGUGGGAAAUAUUUUACACGGAAAUCAUAUCUUGUUAUACAUGAAAAAUAUCACACAGGAGAGAAAUCAUAUUCAUGUUCAGAAUGUGGGAAAUGUUUUCCACAGAAAUCCAAUCUUGUUUUACAUGAGAGAUUUCACACUGGGGAAAAGCCGUAUUCAUGUUCAGAAUGUGGGAAAUGUUUUACACAGAAAUCAGAUCUUUUUGUACAUGAAAAAUGUCACACAGGAGAGAAACCAUAUUCAUGUUCAGAAUGUGGGAUAUGUUUUACACAUAAAUCCAGUCUUGUUACACAUGAGAAAAUUCACACUGGGGAAAAGCCGUAUUCAUGUUCAGAAUGUGGGAAAUGUUUUACACAGAAAUCCAAUCUCGUUACACAUGAGAGAAUUCACACUGGGGAAAAGCCGUAUUCAUGUUCAGAAUGUGGGAAGUGUUUUACACAUAAAUCAGAUCUUGUUAUACAUGAGAGAAGUCACACAGGAGAGAAGCCGUAUUCAUGUUCAGAAUGUGGGAAAUGUUUUACACAGAAAUCAGAUCUUGUUAUACAUGAAAAAUGUCACACAGGAGAGAAACCAUAUUCAUGUUCAGAAUGUGGGAAAUGUUUUACACAUAAAUCCAAUCUUGUUACACAUGAGAGAAUUCACACUGGGGAAAAGCCGUAUUCAUGUUCAGAAUGUGGGAAAUGUUUUACACAGAAAUCCAAUCUUGUUACACAUGAGAGAAUUCACACUGGUGAAAAGCCGUAUUCAUGUUCAGAUUGUGGGAAAUGUUUUACACAUAAAUCAGAUCUUGUUAUACAUGAGAGAAGUCACACAGGAGAGAAACCAUAUUCAUGUUCAGAAUGUGGGAAAUGUUUUACACAGAAAUCCAAUCUUGUUACACAUGAGAGAAUUCACACUGGGGAAAAGCCAUAUUCAUGUUCAGAAUGUGGGAAACGUUUUUCAGAUAAAUCAAGACUUUCUACACAUCAAAGACGUCACAAAGGAGAGAAAAUGUAUUCAUGUUCAGAAUGUGGGAAAUGUUUUACACAGAAAUCAGAUCUUGUUAUACAUGAGAGAAUUCACACAGGAGAGAAACCAUAUUCAUGUUCAGAUUGUGGGAAAUGUUUUACACAUAAAUCCAAUCUUGUUACACAUGAGAGAAUUCACAUUGGGGAAAAACCGUAUUCAUGUUCAGAAUGUGGGAAAUGUUUUACACAGAAAUCAAGUCUUGUUAUACAUGAAAAAUGUCACACAGGAGAGAAGCCAUAUUCAUGUUCAGAAUGUGGGAAAUAUUUUACACGGAAAUCAUAUCUUGUUAUACAUGAGAGAUGUCACACUGAGGAAAAGCCAUAUUCAUGUUCAGAAUGUGGGAAAUGUUUUAUAUAUAAAUCAGGGCUUGUUACACAUGAGAGAAUUCACACAGGAGAGAAACCAUAUUCAUGUUCAGAAUGUGGGAAAUGUUUUACACAGAAAACAGAUCUUGUUAUACAUGAAAAAUGUCACACAGGAGAGAAGCCGUAUUCGUGUUCAGAAUGUGGGAAAUGUUUUACACAGAAAUCCAAUCUUGUUAGACAUGAGAGAAUUCACACUGGGGCAAAGCCGUAUUCAUGUUCAGAAUGUGGGAAAUGUUUUACACAGAAAUCCAAUCUUGUUACACAUGAGAGAAUUCACACUGGGGAAAAGCCGUAUUCAUGUUCAGAAUGUGGGAAAUGUUUUACACAGAAAUCAGAUCUUGUUAAACAUGAGAGAUGUCACACAGGAGAGAAGCCAUAUUCAUGUUCAGAAUGUGGGAAAUGUUUUUCAGAUAAAUCAAGUCUUCUAAAACAUGAGAGAAGACACACAGGAGAGAAGCCAUAUUCAUGUUUAGAAUGUGGGAAAUGUUUUACACAGAAAUCAGAUCUUGUUGUACAUGAGAGAAGUCACACAGGAGAGAAGCCAUAUUCAUGUUUAGAAUGUGGGAAAUGUUUUACACAGAAAUCAGAUCUUGUUGUACAUGAGAGAUGUCACACAGGAGAGAAGCCAUAUUCAUGUUCAGAAUGUGGGAAAUGUUUUACACGGAAAUCAUAUCUUGUUAUACAUGAGAGAAGACACACAGGAGAGAAGCCAUAUUCAUGUUCAAAAUGUGAGAAAUAUUUUACACGGAAAUUAGAUCUUGUUAUACAUGAGAGAUUUCACACAGGAGAGAAACCAUAUUUAUGUUCAGAAUGUGGGAAAUGUUUUACACAGAAAUCCAAUCUUGUUACACAUGAGAGAAUUCACACUGGGGAAAAGCCGUAUUCAUGUUCAGAAUGUGGGAAAUGUUUUACACGGAAAUCAAAUCUUGUUAUACAUGAUAGAUGUCACACAGGAGAGAAGCCAUAAUCAUGUUCAGAAUGUGGGAAAUGUUUUACGCAGAAACCAGAUCUUGUUUACCAUGAGAGAAUUCACACUGGGGAAAAGCCGUAUUCAUGUUCAGAAUGUGGGAAAUGUUAUACACAGAAAUCAGAUCUUGUUUACCAUGAGAGAAUUCACACAGGAGAGAAGCCAUAUUCAUGUUCAGAAUGUGGGAAACGUUUUUCAGAUAAAUCAAGUCUUCUAAAACAUGAGAGAAGUCACACUGGGGAAAAGCCAUAUUCAUGUUCAGAAUGUGGGAAAUGUUUUACACAGAAAUCCAAUUUUGUUAUACAUAAAAGAUGCCACACAGCCGAGAAGCCAUAUUCAUGUUCAGAAUGUGGGAAAUGUUUUACACAGAAAUCCAAUCUUGUUAUACAUGAGAGAAUUCACACUGGGGAAAAGCCGUAUUCAUGUUCAGAAUGUGGGAAAUGUUUUACACAGAAAUCAGGGCUUGUUACACAUGAGAGAAAUCACACAGGAGAGAAGCCAUAUUCAUGUUCAGAAUGUGGGAAAUCUUUUACACAGAAAUCAGAUCUUUUUAUACAUGAAAAAUGUCACACAGGAGAGAAGCCAUAUUCAUGUUCAGAAUGUGGGAAAUGUUUUACACAGAAAUCCAAUCUUGUUACACAUGAGAGAAUUCACACUGGUGAAAAGCCGCAUUCAUGUUCAGAAUGUGGGAAAUGUUUUACACAGAAAUCAGGGCUGGUUACACAUGAGAGAAAUCACAUAGGAGAGAAGCCAUAUUCAUGUUCAGAAUGUGGGAAAUGUUUUACACAGAAAUCAGAUCUUUUUAUACAUGAAAAAUGUCACACUGGGGAAAAGCUGUAUUCAUGUUCAGAAUGUGGGAAAUGUUUUACACAGAAAUCAGAUCUUGUUUACCAUAAGAGAAUUCACACUGGGGAAAAGCCGUAUUCAUGUUCAGAAUGUGGGAAAUGUUUUGCACGAAAAUCAUAUCUUGUUAUACAUGAGAGAUGUCACAUAGGAGAGAAACCAUAUUCAUGUUCAGAAUGUGGGAAAUGUUUUACACAGAAAUCCAAUCUUGUUUACCAUGAGAGAAUUCACACUGGGGAAAAGCCGUAUUCGUGUUCAGAAUGUGGGAAAUGUUAUACACAGAAAUCAGAUCUUGUUUACCAUGAGAGAAUUCACACUGGGGAAAAGCCGUAUUCAUGUUCAGAAUGUGGGAAAUGUUUUACACAGAAAUCAGGUCUUGUUAGACAUGAAAAAUGUCACACAGGAGAGAAGCCAUAUUCAUGUUCAGAAUGUGGGAAACGUUUUUCAUAUAAAUCAAAAUGUGGGAAAUGUUUUACACAGAAAUCAAAUCUUGUUAAACAUGAGAGAAUUCACACUGGGGGACAGCCGUAUUCAUGUUCAGAAUGUGGGAAAUGUUUUACAGAUAAAUCAAAUCUUGUUAGACAUGAGAGAUGUCACACAGGAGAGAAGCCGUAUUCGUGUUCAGAAUGUGGGAAAUGUUUUAGACAAAAAUCCAAUCUUGAUGACCAUGAGAGAAUUCACACUGGGGAAAAGCCGUAUUCAUGUUCAGAAUGUGGGAAAUGUUUUACACAGAAAUCAGAUCUUGUUAUGCAUGAAAGACGUCACACAGGAGAGAAGCCAUAUUCAUGUUCAGAAUGUGGGAAAUGUUUUAUACAGAAAUCCAAUCUUGUUUACCAUGAGAGAAUUCACACUGGGGAAAAGCCAUAUUCAUGUUCAGAAUGUGGGAAAUGUUUUACACAGAAAUCAGAUCUUGUUAAACAUGAAAGAUGUCACACAGGAGAGAAGCCAUAUUCAUGUUCAGAAUGUGGGAAAUUUUUUACACGGAAAUCAUAUCUUGUUAUACAUGAGAGAUGUCACACAGGAGAGAAACCAUAUUCAUGUUCAGAAUGUGGGAAGUGUUUCAAACAGAAAUCAGAUCUUGUUAAACAUGAAAGACGUCACACAGGAGAGAAACCAUAUUCGUGUUCAGAAUGUGGGAAACGUUUUUCAGAAAAAUCAAGACUUUCUACACACCAAAGACGACACAAAGGAGAGAAAAUGUAUUCAUGUUCAGAAUGUGGGAAAUGUUUUACACGGAAAUCAUAUCUUGUUAUACAUGAGAGAAGUCACACAGGAGAGAAGCCGUAUUCAUGUUCAGAAUGUGGGAAAUGUUUUACAAGGAAAUCAGAUCUUGUUAUACAUGAAAAAUAUCACACAGGAGAGAAGCCAUAUUCAUGUUCAGAAUGUGGGAAAUGUUUUACACGGAAAUCAGAUCUUGUUUUACAUGAGAGAAUUCACACUGGGGAAAAGCCGUAUUCAUGUUCAGAAUGUGGGAAAUGUUUCACACAGAAAUCAAAUCUUGUUAGACAUGAGAGAUGUCACACAGGAGAGAAAGCAUAUACAUGUUCAGAAUGUGGGAAAUCUUUUAAACAGAAAUCAGAUCUUGUUUUACAUGAAAGACGCCACACAAGAGAGAAACCAUAUUUAUGUUCAGAAUGUGGAAAAUAUUUUACACAGAAAUCAUAUCUUGUUAUACAUGAGAGAAGUCACAUAGGAGAGAAGCCAUAUUCAUGUUCAGAAUGUGGGAAAUCUUUUAAACAGAAAUCAGUUCUUGUUAUACAUGAAAGACGCCACACAGGAGAGAAGCCAUAUUCAUGUUCAGAAUGUGGGAAAUGUUUUACAGAGAAAUCAUUACUUGUUAAACAUGAGAGAAUUCACACAGGAGAGAAGCCGUAUUCAUGUUCAGAAUGUGGGAAAUGUUUUACACAGAAAUCACAUCUUGUCAUACAUGAAAGACGUCACACAGGAGAGAAGCCGUAUUCAUGUUCAGAAUGUGGGAAAUGUUUUACAGAGAAAUCCAUUCUUGUUAUACAUGAAAGACGCCACACAGGAGAGAAGCCAUAUUCAUGUUCAGAAUGUGGGAAAUGUUUUACACAGAAAUCAUUACUUGUUAUACAUGAGAGAAUUCACACAGGAGAGAAGCCGUAUUCAUGUUCAGAAUGUGGGAAAUGUUUCACACACAAAUCAAUUCUUGUUACACAUGAGAGAACUCACACAGGAGAGAAGCCGUAUUCAUGUUCAGAAUGUGGGAAAUGUUUCACACUGAAAUCAAAUCUUGUUAUACAUGAGAGCAGUCACACAGGAGAGAAGCCGUAUUCAUGUUCAGAAUGUGGGAAAUGUUUCACAUAUAAAUCAAAUCUUCUAAGACACCGAAGACGUCACAAAGGAGAGAAAAUGUAUUCAUGUUCAGAAUGUGGAAAAUGUUUUACAAAGAAAUCACAUCUUGUUGAACAUGAGAGAAUUCACACAGGAGAGAAGCCGUAUUCAUGUUCAGAAUGUGGAAAAUGUUUUACAAAGAAAUCAUAUCUUGUUAUACAUGAGAGAAUUCACACAGGAGAGAAGCCGUAUUCAUGUUCAGAAUGUGGGAAAUGUUUUACACAAAAAUCCAAUCUUGUUAUACAUGAGAGAAGUCACACAGGAGAGAAGACAUGUUCAUGUUCAGAAUGUGGGAAAUAUUUUACACGGAAAUCAUAUCUUGUUAUACAUGAGAGAAGACACACAGGAGAGAAGCCGUAUUCAUGUUCAGAAUGUGGGAAAUGUUUCACACAGAAAUCAGAUCUUGUUUUACAUGAGAGACGUCACACAGAAGAGAAAGCAUAUACAUGUUCAGAAUGUGGGAAAUGUUUUAAACAGAAAUCAUAUCUUGUUAUACAUGAGAGAAGUCACACAGGAGAGAAGCCGUAUUCAUGUUCAGAAUGUGGGAAAUGUUUCACACAGAAAUCAGAUCUUGUUUUACAUGAGAGACGUCACACAGGAGAGAAAGCAUAUACAUGUUCAGAAUGUGGGAAACAUUUUGCACGGAAAUCAUAUCUUGUUAUACAUGAGAGAAAUCACACAGGAGAGAAGCCGUAUUCAUGUUCAGAAUGUGGGAAAUAUUUUUCACGGAAAUCAUAUCUUGUUAUACAUGAGAGAAGUCACACAGGAGAGAAGCCGUAUUCAUGUUCAGAAUGUGGGAAAUGUUUCACACAGAAAUCAAAUCUUGUUAAACAUGAGAGAAGUCACACAGGAGAGAAGCCGUAUUCAUGUUAUAAAUGUGGGAAAUGUUUUAGACGAAAAUCAUAUCUUGUUUUACAUGAGAGAAUUCACACUGGGGAAAAGCCGUAUUCAUGUUCAGAAUGUGGAAAUUGUUUUACACAGAAAUCAGAUCUUGUUAAACAUGAAAGACGUCACACAGGAGAGAAGCCAUAUUCAUGUUCAGAAUGUGAGAAAAGUUUUACACUGAAAUCAGAUCUUCUUAAACAUGAGAGAAGUCACACAGGAGAGAAGCCAUAUUCGUGUUCAGAAUGUGGGAAAUGUUUCACACAGAAAUCAAAUCUUGUUAUACAUGAAAGACACCACACAGGAGAGAAGCCAUAUUCAUGUUCAGAAUGUGGGAAAUAUUUUACACGGAAAUCAUAUCUUGUUAUACAUGAGAGAAGUCACACAGGAGAGAAGCCGUAUUCAUGUUCAGAAUGUGGGAAAUGUUUCACACAGAAAUCAAAUCUUGUUAUACAUGAGAGACGUCACACAGGAGAGAAAGCAUAUACAUGUUCAGAAUGUGGGAAAUCUUUUAAACAGAAAUCAGAUCUUGUUAAACAUAAAAGACGUCAUACAGGAGAGAAGCCGUAUUCAUGUUCAGAAUAAUGUGGGAAAUGUUUUACACAUAAAUCAUAUCUUGUUAUACAUGAGAGAUGUCACACAGGAGAGAAGCCAUAUUCAUGUUCAGAAUGUGGGAAAUGUUUCACACAGAAAUCAAAUCUUGUUAUACAUGAGAGACGUCACACAGGAGAGAAGCCAUAUUCAUGUUCAGAAUGUGGGAAAUAUUUUACACAGAAAACAGAUCUUGUUAUACAUGAAAGACGCCACACAGGAGAGAAGCCGUAUUCAUGUUCAGAAUGUGGGAAAUGUUUCACACAGAAAUCAUAUCUUGUUAUACAUGAAAGACGCCACACAGGAGAGAAGCCGUAUUUAUGUUCAGAAUGUGGGAAAUGUUUUACAGAGAAAUCAAAUCUUAUAAAACAUAAGAGGAAUCACACAGGAGAGAAGCUACAUUCAGAAUGA